Messenger RNA from Oncorhynchus nerka (sockeye salmon), 4745 nucleotides. Its product is annotated as peroxisomal carnitine O-octanoyltransferase-like. The transcript is spliced from 16 exons. Gene Ontology annotation, molecular function: carnitine O-octanoyltransferase activity. The coding region runs from base 341 to 2236 and encodes 631 amino acids. The record is from RefSeq and is a predicted model, not a curated record. Gene Ontology annotation, cellular component: peroxisome. NCBI's taxonomy places the organism in Eukaryota, Metazoa, Chordata, Actinopteri, Salmoniformes, Salmonidae.
GUUGGCAGUCCGCUAACUGGGGUUGACUAGACAGUAUAGAGCUUUUGUCAAAUUUGACUUUUCGUAGCAGGUUAGGAGAAUUUACACAGCAUGUUAGGAUAAUUAACGUAGCACGUUAGGAGAAUUAGGUUAAUAUUUGGAAAAAGGUCAGAGUUAGCUAAAAUGCCAAAAUAAAUACACUUUUGACAAAAGCUGUAGCCUUUCUAGCCAUGACCUCUUACUGGGUGAAAGGUGAUGAGAAGCGCUGCAUACACCACGAGCGGAGCAACAACAUAAACUACCGCAAGCGCCUUCCUCUAGUCUAGUCUAGAAAAUAGCCGCAACAUUAUUUUUAUUUUGAAUGGACGAGCGAAAACAACUUUUCACAUAUCGGAAUUUGCAGAAUAUCGCAAAAUACUACGGUGACAUGACCAACCAGUUCCCCACUGAGCGGACGUUCCAGUACCAGCAUAGCCUGCCUCCUCUCCCUGUACCGUCUCUAGAGGGGAGCCUCGCCAAGUACCUGGAUGCAGUGCGGCCGUUUGCUACAGAGGAGGAGUACCAGGUGACUGCAGCCGUAGUGAAGAGGUUUGGAGAGGGCAUCGGCAAAGACCUGCACCAAAAACUACUGCAGAGAGCCAGGACACGUAGGAACUGGUUGGAGGAGUGGUGGUUGGAUGCAGCCUAUCUGGAAUUGCGUUACCCCUCCCAGUUGAAUGUGAACUUCGGAGGUCCUGCACCCUACCUAGAGCACUGCUGGCCCCCUACAGAGGGAGUACAGCUACAGAGGACCAGCAUAAGCAUGUGGCAUACUCUACAGUACUGGGACCUGCUUCGCACGGAGAGGCUGGACCCUCAUAAAGCUGCUAAUGUGGUGUUGGAUAUGGACCAGUUCAGAAUGCUGUUCUGUACAUGUAAAGUUCCUGGAGUCACCAAGGAUACCAUCAUCAACUACUUUAAGACAGAGAGCGAGGGUCCAUGCCCCUCCCAUGUGGUGGUGAUGUGUAAGGGACGUUUCUUCUCGUUUGAUGCAGUGUGUGACGGACACAUUCUUACCCCUCCAGAGCUGCUCAGGCAGCUGACCCAUGUGAAGCAGUGUUGUGAAGGGGAGCCAGCGGGAGAUGGUGUCGCCGCUCUCACCUCAGAGGAGAGGACACGCUGGGCUAAGGCCAGGGAGUAUCUGAUAGGUAUAGAUCCAGCCAAUAAGACCAUCUUAGAGACCAUCCAGAGCAGUCUGUUUGUGGUCUCACUGGACGAUGCUAAACCCUACGCUACUGCAGAGAACUACACACCAGUGACCCUGGAAGCGCUGACAGGAGACCCCACCAUCCGCUGGGGAGACAAGUCCUACAACUCCCUCUCCUUCGCCGACGGAACCUUCGGAUCCAAUUGUGACCAUGCCCCCUACGAUGCCAUGGUGCUGGUAACUCAGGGUUACUAUGUGGAUCAGCAGCUCAAAGCUACAGACGGCAGGUGGAAGGGCUCUGAGACGGUGCGGCCUAUGCCUCUUCCUGAAGAGUUGGUCUUCACUGUGGAUGACAGAGUCAGGAGUGACGUUGCACAUGCCAAGCAACAGUACUUUGAGACUACUCAGGACUUGCAGGUGGUGUGUUAUGCGUUCACCUCGUUUGGGAAAGCAGCCAUCAAACAGAGGAAGCUCCACCCAGACACCUUCAUACAACUGGCCCUUCAACUGGCUUAUUACAGACAGCAUGGGAGGUUAGGUAGUUGCUAUGAGACAGCGAUGACCAGAAGGUUCUACCACGGCAGGACUGAGACCAUGAGGCCCUGUACCCUGGAGGCACAGAACUGGUGCCAUACCAUGCUCCUCCCUGCAGCCAGCGCUGAGGCUAAGAGGAAAGCCCUGCUGCUGGCCUUCAACAAGCAUAACAAACUGAUGGCUGAGGCACAGAAUGGAAAAGGUUUUGACAGGCAUCUCCUGGGCCUUUACCUGAUCGCCAAGGAGGAGGGACUUCCUAUGCCAGACCUUUUCACUGAUCCACUGUAUUCCAAGAGUGGCGGGGGCGGUAACUUUACCCUGUCCACCAGUCUGGCUGGCUACACCACAGUCCUGGGAGCGGUUGCUCCCAUGGUGCACCAUGGCUACGGGUUCUUCUACCGCAUCGGAGACGACAGGAUCGUGGCUUCCUGUACGGCGUGGAAGUCCAGUCCAGAGACAGAUGCAGAGGCACUGUUCCAGAACCUGGUUACCUCCCUACAUGAGAUGUUACAUCUCGCUACCACAGCUCAGCUCUAACACACACACACACACACAGAGUUUGUAGAUGGUAGUCAAUAAUAGUUUAGUUCUGCACAGAUCAAUGCAAAGGCACAUUUAUUGUUUUCUACAUUUAAAAAAAAAAUGUGUUAUUUGUUUAAAUGCAGCUCAACAAAUGAGUUUAUUUUGCUCUUAGUGAAUCAUUCUCUGUGAUUUUAUGUAGCAGCUAGAUCGGGGAUUCCCUGUUUUCAAAAUGUAUAGAUUGAAUUUCCACGAUUCUGUUUAGAUUUCGUCUGUUUUUAUGUUGUGAGAAACAUUUAGUGUUAACCCAUGCCAUGCACUGUACACCGCUAAGCUAACAUACACAUCCUAACUCGUAACAUUUAGUGUUAACCCAUGCCAUGCGCUGUACACCGCUAAGCUAACAUACACAUCCUAACUCGUAACAUUUAGUGUUAACCCAUGCCAUGCGCUGUACACCGCUAAGCUAACAUACACAUCCUAACUCGUAACAUUUAGUGUUAACCCAUGCCAUGCGCUGUACACCGCUAAGCUAACAUACACAUCCUAACUCGUAACAUUUAGUGUUAACCCAUGCCAUGCGCUGUACACCGCUAAGCUAACAUACACAUCCUAACUCGUAACAUUUAGUGUUAACCCAUGCCAUGCGCUGUACACCGCUAAGCUAACAUACACAUCCUAACUCGUAACAUUUAGUGUUAACCCAUGCCAUGCGCUGUACACCGCUAAGCUAACAUACACAUCCUAACUCGUAACAUUUAGUGUUAACCCAUGCCAUGCGCUGUACACCGCUAAGCUAACAUACACAUCCUAACUCGUAACAUUUAGUGUUAACCCAUGCCAUGCGCUGUACACCGCUAAGCUAACAUACACAUCCUAACUCGUAACAUUUAGUGUUAACCCAUGCCAUGCGCUGUACACCGCUAAGCUAACAUACACAUCCUAACUCGUAACAUUUAGUGUUAACCCAUGCCAUGCGCUGUACACCGCUAAGCUAACAUACACAUCCUAACUCGUAACAUUUAGUGUUAACCCAUGCCAUGCGCUGUACACCGCUAAGCUAACAUACACAUCCUAACUCGUAACAUUUAGUGUUAACCCAUGCCAUGCGCUGUACACCGCUAAGCUAACAUACACAUCCUAACUCGUAACAUUUAGUGUUAACCCAUGCCAUGCGCUGUACACCGCUAAGCUAACAUACACAUCCUAACUCGUAACAUUUAGUGUUAACCCAUGCCAUGCACUGUACACCGCUAAGCUAACAUACACAUCCUAACUCGUAACAUUUAGUGUUAACCCAUGCCAUGCACUGUACACCGCUAAGCUAACAUACACAUCCUAACUCGUAACAUUUAGUGUUAACCCAUGCCAUGCACUGUACACCGCUAAGCUAACAUACACAUCCUAACUCGUAACAUUUAGUGUUAACCCAUGCCAUGCGCUGUACACCGCUAAGCUAACAUACACAUCCUAACUCGUAACAUUUAGUGUUAACCCAUGCCAUGCGCUGUACACCGCUAAGCUAACAUACACAUCCUAACUCGCCGUCACCAUACACUUCCACUCUGCAGUGACCAGCGUAGCAUCGAGUCACCUGUCCCUGGUCAUUAGUGAUUCAUGAAUAGUAUUAUUUUUCUACAUUGAUUGGCUUUUCCAGAAGAGUGACUGAGGCAUAGAUGUUCUUGGUUGGUUGAAAUGACUCUUUUAGAACGUAACUGUUGUCGUAGCUGUGAAAUUGAGAAACAGAGAGAAACGGGUCAUGUUGUCUUUGACUACCGUCUCACCUCAGGCCUCAUGGGUAUUAUAUAAGGGCCCUACUCAAUCAAAACUGGUUUCCAGUUUCCAGGGCAAGAAAAAUGUUUUUAUGUUUUGCACAUCAGUAGAGGAUUAUGCAUUUGGCUGGAUAUGAUCAAUGAAACGGUGUUUGGGUGAGACGGAAGGAAACCCAAGUAAAUGAUGUGCCUUUUUGCUGUGUCCUUAUUUUAGUCUGUCCCCAGAGAUCUGGUAGGUGGUUUUGAUUGAAUAGCUCCCUAAUUAACCGGACAUUUUAGACUUUAAGCUGCUGAAUAGCUCUACCACUCCUAUGCCAGAUCCAUAGGCUGCCGCCCUAUGCAAUAUGCCAUUUUAUGUAGUAGAUGUCUGUAAUAAUGAACAUUCCUGUCACAAUAUACCCAUGAUACAUCAGUUUUGAUGCUCUCCAACACAGCCAUUGUGUUCAUACCUUUCAGACAGUCUUGAGAUUUUCAGCAUGUUUUUUUGUUGUAAAUGAGAGAAAAGUGAUAAAAGAUGAACACUGCAUUUGAUUCAAUCAACAGAAUGAAAAGAAGCUGUUUUAAUGCCUAAAGUAGUGAAAAUGAUGUAACCCACUUUACAGUAGGAAAAUUAUAGUUUUGACUUGGCUGACAAUGUAAACUUGGAAAAUGUUUUAUUGAAUAUGAAAGUUGUUUAGUGUGAUUGAACUGACAAAUCAAAGUGAUUGAAUCAUGUCAUGAGCCCAAAUAUUCAAAUAAAACAUCUUUAUUAAUGA